Molecule: messenger RNA, 2431 nt
Organism: Anopheles stephensi (Asian malaria mosquito)
Lineage: Eukaryota; Metazoa; Arthropoda; Insecta; Diptera; Culicidae
Exons: 2
Coding region: 873-2267 (464 amino acids)
Biological process (GO): DNA integration
Molecular function (GO): nucleic acid binding
Source: RefSeq, a predicted model, not a curated record
AGUCACUGUUUGAUCAUCCCCUUCAGGAAAGGAAGGGCCCAAGUUGCGAGCAUGUGUAGAUGCUGCGGGAGGUUAAGGGUCAUUAGGAGGGACUCAUGGAUCUCGGACAAGGAUGGGGUAGGGGUUCUCGGGAAGCACAUGGGCUCGGAUGGAAAAGCCAGGCUUUCCGCCGGAGCCUCGGUCCGAGAAGAUCGCUUCUUCUUGGGCUGGAUCAACGUCGCGUUUUGGGACGGGGGGAGAAACUUGUGUGUGAACACAAACACACACACACGUAAACAAUGUCGAGUAGAGUAGAGUAAACAAUGUCGAGGAACGGACGUGUUUUGCAAAUCACUCCCGGUGUUAUUGGCAUUAUUUUUGUGAAAGCAGCAAUUUUGUACUACAAUUUUUUUGCUGGGCUGGAGAUAAGUGCUUGUGGAAGUGAUAGUUCCAGUGAUAGUUGCUGAGUGAAGUGAACUAGGAUCAAGUGUUCUGUUACGGAGGGAAUCGGGCGGCCCCAGGCCCUUGGCCGAGAACGCCGAACCGCCUGGAUCAGCCUUAAACACAAAGCUGCUUACAGGGUCCCAGUGAGCAGGCUGCGAACGCUUUCUCGUGACGGAAGUUAAGUAAAGUGCAGUGAAGUGAGAGUGAGUGUAGUGUUGUGGUACGGAUCCUUCGACCGAGCUAGGGGAAGUUUUGAUAAACCGAUUUAAUUCGGUAGCGUCGGUUCCUCCUGAACCAUCAACCGUGGGUUCGUGUUAGUGACAACGACACUCAGAAGGAAGAGUACACGCGGACAAACGCAACGAGAAAGCGCUUAGUAGCGCACGCACACGCGUGGCCUACCUCUACCUCUCUCGCUUUAUCCCGGUGGGUGUAAGCGUGGCGGCCUAAUGUUAAGGUCCGUCUACACGAGGCAAGGCGGAGAGAUUGAGGAAGGAACUCGGGCAGAUCCCCUACUGUGGAAGGUGCGCAAAUACAUCCAAAAAGGCUGGCCCGCCGACUCAUCACACGGAUUGGAGUUAGCACGCUUCUUCAAUAGAAGGGAUGACCUGUCAACCGUGGGUGAUUGUGUUCUUUUUAGAGAGAGAGUGGUGAUCCCAAAAGAGCUACGCAUGCGGUGCUUGAAUCAUCUACAUAGAGGACACCCAGGGAUACAACGCAUGAAAUCCAUAGCUCGCAGUUAUUUAUACUGGCCGUCGAUUGAUGAAGAUAUAGCCGAUUGCGUUUCCACUUGUUCAUCCUGCAUGGAAGUCGUAAAAUCACCGCCGCUACUGGAACUAAAACCUUGGCCCAAGACGUCUACACCAUGGGAAAGAGUGCACAUAGAUUAUGCUGCACCUGUGGACGGAGUUUACUUUUUGAUCCUGGUUGAUGCAUUUUCAAAGUGGCCAGAAGUCGUCAAAACGUCCACCAUAACCACGACAGCUACUAUCUCGAUUCUUCGAAGUAUAUUUGCACGUUUUGGCAUGCCCGCAAAACUAGUCAGCGGUAACGGAGCCCAGUUCACUAGCGACACAUUCAACGAUUUCUGCAUACAAAGUGGCAUUGAGCACGUAAAAACGCCACCCUUCCAUCCGCAAUCUAAUGGGCAAGCCGAGCGCUUCGUCGAUACCUUGAAACGUGCCCUGAAGAAAAUACAAUCAAAAGAUACAUCCACGGAAGCGGCUCUCGACAUCUUCCUGCAAUCGUAUCGCUCUACUCCACAUCCUGCAUUAGACCAACGCACGCCAGCUGAAGCCAUGUUUGGGCGAAACAUCAGAAUUGCCUUAGACCUUAUACGCCCAACACCACACACCGAAGUCGACCAACGAAAAAAUCAGCAACCGUUUGCAGAUAGGCAGUUUCAACCCGGAGAUGCUGUCUACGCGAAAACCUAUUCGCGAAAUGUGUGGAAAUGGGUAACUGGAGUGGUCUCCAAACGUAUUGGAAGCGUUAUGUAUGAGGUCAUUACCGACGGACAUCGCACUCAUCGUCGGCAUGUAAAUCAGCUACGCAAACGCACACCAGGCUGCCGUAGAAGUCUUACCAGCGAAUCAGCUAAGCACCAGCUGCCGCUAGACAUGCUUACUGAAAUGGCACCAACACCGAAGGCACCAGUGGAACGGAACAAAGAUCCGUCCAGCACACCACGGCAUCUAUCUUCCAAUGGGUCCCCAACGCAGCAGACCGUGCAACCUCUGCCAUCUACAUUCGGGACCAGCAACCGCCAGCCGAUACAACCGCUACGCCGUUCUUCUAGGCUUAGAAGACCCCCGCGUAGGCUCGACGGAUAUCGGCUCUACUAAAGAGGGGGAGAUGUUGUGACCCGGCCUGCCGUUCCCUGGAUUACUGCAGUCACUCACCGCUGACAAUCCUGCCAGCGUGUUGAUGUGUUUGUGAGAGCGGUAGACCUGGGAAACGUUGCCAGGGGCAAUGAACGGAAGCCUGGCGUUCAACAAGGAUUCUGUUC